UGUGUGUGUGUGUGUGUGUGUUAUUAGGGUUACACUGCUGACUCAGGAGGAUCAGUGUGCCUGUUACUAAUCUGCCCUUCCUCACUUUUCACUGUCUCCUCUUUCCUGCUUCCUUAUUUCCUUCCCUUUUUGCGUCCUUAUCCCUCGUGUAUUCCCCCCUUCUUUCUUCUCCUCCUUCCUCUCUCAUCCUCCCUCUUUCUUACCUCCUCCCUCGUCCACCUGAGCAGAGUCUUCCUCACACACACACACACACACACACACACACACACACACAAGUAGAAAGCACAUGUACUUAUGGCCUAACUAACUUUACUAAAUGAGAAGCCGCUCUGCAGGUGAGGGUGGAUCCAUUUCAUUGCAGGUGUCUAUGAGACACACACAGUAUCAUCCCUCCUCUAAUCCCUUUAUCCCCCGUCAGGGUGACAGAGGAGACUCUUCUGCCGGAUCCUCCAAACGCUCCUUCUCCUCUCUCCCAUCCCUCCAUUUUCUCCUCUUUUCUCUCUGCGCUCCAAAUUUUAAAGGAUUUAACGGAGACAGGUGUGUGUGUGUGUGUGUGUGUGUAGGGAUGGGAUACUCCUCUGUUUCCACGGCGAUGAGUUUGACGGGCGGUCGGUGGAUCUAGGCCACGUAACCGAGGGCGACAGAUUAUCAACUGACAGGAAGUCAGACGAAAGAAUACCUCCAUGGCCAAAGUAGCUCCAUCAGACCCAUCCCCCAUCUCCAGGUUGACGCCGCCCACCAUCGUUCUACAAGACAUGGAGGAGGAGUCAGGAGAAGAUGGGGAGGGCAACAGAGCCGCUCAAGGAGCCGGACCAGGAGUUCUGUUUAACGUCAAUAACAGUAACAAUAACGAUGACGAUGAAGAAAAGAAAAAAAAGAAGAAAAGUAAGAAAGAGAAAAAAGAGAAGAAAGAGAAAAAAGAGAAGAAGGAGAAGGAGAAGCAGGAGAAAAAGGAGAGGAAGGAGAAAAAACAGAAGGAGAAAGAAGAGAAGGAAAAGGAGAAAGAGAAAGAAAAGGAAAAGGAAAAAGAGAAGAAGGCCAAAGAGGAGGCUCCUAAGGAGAUCCAAGUGAUUGAUCCAGCAGGUAACACCUACUACUACUGGCUGGCUAUCAUCACCAUGCCCGUCAUGUACAAUUGGACCCUGAUCAUUGCCAGGGCGUGUUUUGAAGAGCUACAGACUGACUAUCUGAUGUACUGGUUUAUGCUGGACCUUUUCUCUGACCUCGUCUACAUCGCUGACAUGAUCUUCAGAACAAGAACCGGUUACCUGGAGCAGGGUCUACUGGUGAAGGAUGAGCAGAAGCUGCGUGAGCGUUACAUAAAAAGUUUCCAGUUCAAACUGGACCUGAUCUCCAUGAUUCCCACCGACUUGCUGUACCUCGUGUUCGGCUUCACUUAUCCUGAGAUACGCCUCAACAAGCUCUUCAGGUUCAACAGGAUGCUGGAGUUCUUCCAGAGGACAGAGACCAGGACUAACUAUCCCAACGCUCUCCGUAUCUCCAACCUUGUCAUGUACAUUGUCAUCAUCAUCCACUGGAAUGCCUGCCUCUACUACUCCUUCUCCAAGGCCAUCGGUUUUGGUUCUGACAGGUUCGUCUACCCCGACCCAGCAGAUCCAGAGUUUGGUCGUCUGGUGAGGAAGUACGCCUACAGUAUGUACUGGUCCACACUGACGCUCACCACCAUUGGAGAAACCCCGCCCCCUGUGGAGAACUCUGAGUACUUCUUCGUCGUCACUGACUUCCUGGUCGGUGUGUUGAUUUUUGCCACCAUCGUUGGUAACGUUGGUUCGAUGAUCACCAACAUGAACGCUGCCAGAGCCAGCUUCCAGGCUCGUAUCGAUGCCAUCAAACAGUACAUGAGCUUCCGAAAGGUAACCAAGGACCUGGAGAAGCGAGUCAUCAAGUGGUUUGACUUCCUGUGGACCAAUAAGAAAGCCGUGGAUGAGAGGGAGGUGUUGAAGUACCUGCCUGACAAGCUGAGAGCCGAGAUCGCCAUCAAUGUCCACCUGGACACCCUGAAGAAGGUUCGUAUCUUUGCGGACUGCGAGGCCGGUCUGUUGGUGGAGCUCGUGCUGAAGCUGCAGCCUCAGGUCUACAGUCCAGGAGACUACAUCUGCAAGAAGGGCGACAUUGGCCGAGAGAUGUACAUCAUCAAGGAGGGAAAGCUCGCUGUUGUUGCCGAUGACGGAAUCAAGCAGUUUGUCGUCCUGAGCGACGGAAGCUACUUUGGCGAGAUCAGCAUCCUGGCUAUCAAAGGCAGUAAGGCAGGAAACAGGAGAACAGCCAACAUCAGGAGCAUCGGUUACUCCGACCUCUUCUGUCUUUCCAAAGACGACCUGAUGGAGGCGCUAACGGAGUAUCCUGAUGCCAAAGCUCUGUUGGAGGAGAAAGGAAGGCAGAUUCUGAUGAAGGACGGACUGCUGGACUUGGAGGUGGCGGCGCAGGGCCCCGACCCCAAAGAGAUCGAGGAGAAGGUGGAACGGAUGACGAGCACGCUGGACGUCCUGCAAACGCGUUACGCCCGGCUGCUGGCCGAGCACGAGGCCACUCACAGCAAACUCAAACACCGAGUCGCCCGGCUGGAGAAGAAGCUUGUGCCGCCCCCUCCGACGCCCGAGACCCAGAUGGGUGAAUAAGGAGAAGAGAAGAAGUAGGGAGACAUGAAGAGGACUGGGGUCGUUGGAUUUUAGAGGUGGACGGAGAGCAGCAGUUCUGGCGUUGAAUCAGAUGUUACAGAUAAUCUGGUUUACAAAAUGUAAAUAUUGACACGU
Molecule: messenger RNA, 2774 nt
Organism: Dicentrarchus labrax (European seabass)
Lineage: Eukaryota; Metazoa; Chordata; Actinopteri; Moronidae
Gene: cnga1b
Product: cyclic nucleotide gated channel subunit alpha 1b
Exons: 15
Coding region: 684-2639 (651 amino acids)
Biological process (GO): monoatomic cation transmembrane transport
Cellular component (GO): plasma membrane; intracellular cyclic nucleotide activated cation channel complex
Molecular function (GO): protein-containing complex binding; intracellularly cAMP-activated cation channel activity; intracellularly cGMP-activated cation channel activity
Source: RefSeq, a predicted model, not a curated record